This is a messenger RNA of Metarhizium acridum CQMa 102, 999 nucleotides long. The record is from RefSeq and is a predicted model, not a curated record. NCBI's taxonomy places the organism in Eukaryota, Fungi, Ascomycota, Sordariomycetes, Hypocreales, Clavicipitaceae.
AUGCCCCCUAAACGAGAAGACGCCGGGGUGCUGGACCAGAAACGGCAAGAUGGCAGCUAUUCCCAACCACAGCCAUCUUCACCAGCAACAGUUCCGCCCGCCUCAUCGCCCACAUCUACGGCCGCGAUAAUCGCCGGCCCAAGCACGACGUCAGAUCCUGCAGAGAGGGCACCGACGUAUGAAGAGGCUACCGAAGCAAAGGGGGGUGUUCCGACCGUCGACUCACCCUUCAACUUCCCUACAUCCACGGACCUCCCUCCCUCAUAUGAAGCUCACGCCGAGGCAGAAGCAGGACCGAGCUCAUCGAAGUCCGUCAGGACGAAACCCGUCGCCAUUCCACAAGUCGCUCCUGAACCCGCGGCCCCGUUCCUCCCGGCCUAUCCUCCGUCCCUCCUCGCACACGGCAUCACCGAGCAGACGUGGCGCUCAUUCUUAGACACCGUGUCCGCCUUCCUCACAGCAAAGGUAUCUGGCCGUGCCAUUGCUCAUGCCGGAGACAUGGCGAAGAGUCUCGGCGAGCACCCAAAAACUACGGCAAAUCACUCGCGCUUCGACGUGUUCGGCGUGGCGGCGGGCGUCAUUGGAGGCGCCAUCUCCAUCCCCAUGCACGCCGCCUUUGGCGCUGUUGAUACCAUAUUCCAGAUUCCCGGCACCGCUGUGUCUGCUAUUUCGAAGACGCCCAGGACCCCGCUGCAACGGGCGGCCACGUACUCGGCCGUUGCGAGUAAAGACUGGCUAAAUGCCAGAGGACUUCAUGCUGUACUCUUGGACACGAGACAGCUGGCCGAGAUGAUUCACGUCCCGGGGAGCAAGUUUCUCGAAAUGGCAGCCGAGGGGGCCAAGAGCGGCACGGCGGCAGCUACAAUGUGUGCCUUGGGUGGGCAUAUUGAGAAGCUGAACAUGCUGGAGGAUGAGGUUGUGGUGUUGAGUGACAGGUCGUUGUGGUUGGUGCUGGUGCCGGUUGUGAAGGAGGACGAGGAGAAGCAGGGUACGAAGUAG